ACCACUUUUUUCUGUAAAACUUUCUUUGAGAUUUGGGGAAAAUAGAAGAACAAGAAGUAACAAAAAGUCUAGUCCUUUUCUAGUUUUUUGGGUUUUUGUUUCUUGGGAAAAGGAGUUUUAAGUUUUUAGUAGUUGGUGUGAAUAAGUGUGAAGUUGUUUUUUUUUGUCCUUGUGUUUUGUCCACCGCCCACCGACACAUUGUUCUUGAAGAAGAAAGAAACACCAUUUAUUUAUGUUUUUUUACUUAUACUCUGCACUGCAUUUAUUCUUGAAGAGAUACCUCUUUAGUCAACUAAAUCUUUUAACAAAGGAUAAUCUCGUCAAGAAUGUAGCUCAGUUCUACUCAGUCUGCAUUUGAAAGUUGAGACAAAAAACAACUGAAAGACGUAAAAUGGCCGAUCCAACACUAAACCGGGCCACAUUAAGGAACAAGUUUGAAUUGGAGAAAUUUCGUUCCAAAGUUGUAAAAGGUGUACCCGAGAUGGAAUCAUCACCGUCAAACUGUAGCCAAAAGCAAAAGGCUGCAGAGAUUGAAGAGCUUGUUAGACACAUGAAGCAUUUACCAAGUUAUCUUGAAAGUGGAAAACCGAUUCCAGAUAGAGCUUUGAGUUUUGGAGUCAUGGACUGGGCCCGUUUAGAGAAAUGGCAAAAUAAAUAUCAUAAAAAUGGCCUUGUUAGAAGUAACAAAUGGUCACCGUCUAGCAGCAAUUCUUCUUCAUUGUUUUCAACUGAUGGAUCGUCUCCUCGAUCUAGUAGAGAUCGAAGCUGCUCCCCUGCUCGUCAAAAAGGUCAUCGCAUAACUCUACAAUCUCAUUUUGAGGCGUCACCUAAAGAAGAUUUCACAGGAAAUGCCGACAAUAUUCAACUUCAAUAUUUUCAAGAUCUUCGAAACCAGUCCAAGUCCAUACUUGUUACGGAAAGUUUGGACACACCACCAUCAUCAUGUUUGAAGGGUAUGAUAAAGAAUCGAGGCAAGACUGAAAAUGAACUAGAAAAGGUUCAAGAUUCAUUGUGUAGAACCCGCUAUGAUCAUUACCCCGAAAAGCAGGAAAACGGUAACAACAAUCUAAAUCCAGGCAGAAUUCAGACCGAAGCUGCCAAUAGGAAAAAUGCACGAAGGAUACUUGACUUUUCUAGAAAUCAAGGCAGCCCAUCUAGAAAUAAAACCCCAGAAAGAAAAAGAUCUGGUUCUUCCGAUAAUCCAGAUCUUAAAACGACCAAUAAUUCAGUUAGUAAACCAAGAAGUAUAUCCCCACUUCGUCGUUUUAGCUUCAGCCUAAGUACUAGCUCGAAGCCAGAGUCUUCGACUCCUCAAAGUUCGACCAUGGAUACUGAACGGGCUCAUUCAAGUCCACUAAGGAGGUUAUUAGACCCAAUCUUCCCGUCAAAGACACAUCAAUUUGUUGGCACGGGCCAUGAAGAUUCUAGAACAAAAGCAAAAGUGAAACUAGAUUUUAAAAAGGAAACGCAGGUUGAUGAUGUGCCUUCACAAUCAUCAAGGAAACAAGCUCUUUUCCAGACAACUGUUAAGAACGACCGACUUUUGUUUACAUUUGCAGUUGAAGAUAACAAGGAAAUACUUGCAGCUACAGUAACAAGUUUGAGUCCUUUAGGGAAAGAUGAUAACAAGAACUUGCUUUAUACAUUCUUCACUGUUCACGAAGUGAAGAAAAAGAAUGUCAGUUGGUUAUCUCAGGGGAGCAAAAGCAAAGAUAAUGGUUAUGUCCCUAAUGUAACAGCUCAAAUGAAGGUUACAAAUUCUCAUUGUGACACUCGGGAAUUUGUUUUAUAUGCUAUGAAUUCAAAUGUCCAGCCACAGGAUGAAAUGGAAGCCAUCGUCGUGAAGUUUCCAAGAAAGGUAAAUGGUGACAAUAAUCAAGAAAGUUUUAGUACAACGGUUAUUUUACCUGGUGGUACUCAUGGUGUACCAAGUAACGGAAAACCGACACCCCUGAUUGAUCGAUGGCGAUCUGGUGGGGGGUGUGAUUGUGAAGGAUGGGAUAUUGGGUGCACGUUAAAUACUCUUUCAAAGCCGUUGCAGUCUACUGAAUCAAGAUCAAAUAAAGUUCACACGAGUUUCUGCUCGUUUGAGCUUUUCUUUCAGGGAGAAGUUAUGAACAAGAAACCAAGCUUCAGACUCUCGACACUGAAGGAAGGUAUAUUUUCUAUCGACUUCAAUUCAUCACUGUCUCCUCUACAGGCCUUCUCAAUAUGUAUAUCAGUUGUAGAAUCACAGAAGUUGUCUCAGAAUAGACAACGCAAAAUACACAUUCACGGGGAGGCUCCUAAAAAAUACACCCCAAUUCCGGGUAUUAAGAAAAAUACAGUUGGUAAGAUCAGUGCUUCAUAAUAAUUAUGUAAUUAUGUACGGUUAUCAUAAUUGGGAUACCCACAUUCUUGAUUAUGUAAAUUAUGUAUGAUAUCUAGUGUGAGGUUGAAACUAAAGCUUUGUUUGGUGUCUUUAGUUCCAUCUUUCAUGAUUUCGUUCGAUAACGAGUAACGACCCUUGUUUGAAUAGAUCAUGUAACUAUCGAGGAUGACUAUCAUAAACUAAGCUUAUAUA
This is a messenger RNA of Erigeron canadensis, 2563 nucleotides long. RefSeq lists its product as uncharacterized. Lineage: Eukaryota; Viridiplantae; Streptophyta; Magnoliopsida; Asterales; Asteraceae. The transcript has 3 exons. The coding region runs from base 392 to 2350 and encodes 652 amino acids. The record is from RefSeq and is a predicted model, not a curated record.